Molecule: messenger RNA, 1672 nt
Organism: Lontra canadensis (Northern American river otter)
Lineage: Eukaryota; Metazoa; Chordata; Mammalia; Carnivora; Mustelidae
Gene: RASGEF1B
Product: RasGEF domain family member 1B
Exons: 14
Coding region: 142-1560 (472 amino acids)
Biological process (GO): positive regulation of GTPase activity; Ras protein signal transduction
Cellular component (GO): plasma membrane
Molecular function (GO): guanyl-nucleotide exchange factor activity
Source: RefSeq, a predicted model, not a curated record
AGUAUAAACAAGGCGCCCGGCGGGUCGGGCGGGUUUUUCUCUUCGUCUUCGCGCGCUGCGGCCGCCAGUUCUCGGGUCGCGCUGGUGGCGCGCGGCAAAGCGCCGGGAAGCCGAAGACCCGGGGUCCGUCCGCAGGGAAGCAUGCCUCGGACGCCCCCCUUCUCGGCCAUGUUCGACAGCAGCGGUGACAACCGGAACCUGUACCAGGCGGCGGACGCGGGCUGCGCGGGCCUGUGCUACCACGACAACAACCUCCUGUCGGGGUCUCUGGAGGCGCUCAUCCAGCACUUGGUGCCUAACGUGGACUACUACCCGGACAGAACGUACAUAUUCACCUUCCUACUCAGCUCUCGGCUGUUCAUGCAUCCGUAUGAGUUAAUGGCCAAAGUUUGCCACUUAUGUGUUGAGCACCAGAGACUAAGUGAUCCCAACAGCGACAAGAACCAGAUAAGAAAAAUUGCACCCAAAAUCCUUCAGCUCCUGACGGAAUGGACGGAAACGUUUCCUUAUGAUUUUCGGGAUGAAAGAAUGAUGAGAAACUUGAAGGAUCUGGCUCACCGGAUAGCCAGCGGCGAGGAGACAUACAGGAAGAACGUCCAGCAGAUGCUUCAGGGUCUGAUCCGCAAACUGGCCACGCUCAGCCAGUACGAGGAAGUCCUGGCGACGAUCGGCUCCGCGCCCACGGAUCGGCUCGCGGUUCUCAAGACCAAGCCGCAGUCCGUUCAGAGGGACAUCAUCACCGUCUGCAGCGACCCUUACACUCUGGCUCAGCAGCUGACUCACGUCGAGCUGGAAAGGCUCAAUUAUAUUGGGCCAGAAGAAUUUGUUCAGGCGUUUGUACAGAAGGACCCUUUGGACAAUGACAAGAGCUGCUACAGUGAACGGAAGAAAACCCGAAACCUGGAGGCGUACGUGCAGUGGUUCAACCGGGUCAGCUACCUGGUUGCCACCGAGAUCUGCACGCCCGUAAAGAAGAAGCACCGGGCAAGGGUGAUCGAGUAUUUCAUCGACGUAGCUCGGGAGUGUUUCAACAUCGGCAACUUCAAUUCCCUGAUGGCCAUAAUCUCCGGCAUGAACAUGAGCCCGGUGUCUCGACUGAAAAAAACAUGGGCUAAAGUGAAGACUGCAAAGUUUGAUGUUCUUGAGCAUCAGAUGGACCCUUCCAGUAAUUUCUACAACUACCGAACCGCUCUUCGUGGGGCAGCGCAAAGGUCUUUAACGGCUCACAGCAGCCGAGAGAAGAUCGUGAUACCAUUCUUCAGUCUUUUAAUCAAAGAUAUUUACUUCCUGAACGAGGGCUGUGCCAACCGCCUUCCAAAUGGCCACGUCAACUUCGAGAAAUUUUGGGAACUGGCCAAACAAGUGAGUGAGUUCAUGACGUGGAAACAGGUGGAGUGUCCGUUUGAGAGGGACCGGAAGAUCCUGCAGUAUCUGCUCACGGUGCCGGUCUUCAGCGAGGACGCGCUCUACCUGGCUUCCUACGAGAGUGAAGGACCUGAAAAUCACAUAGAGAAGGACCGAUGGAAGUCCUUACGGUCCAGCCUCUUAGGCAGAGUUUGAGGAGCAGGCGCUGACCGUGGCUGCCGCUGAGCCGCGCGGACCGCCGAGGGCUGCGUCUCCCACACCCAGUUCUGCAGAGUGUCCCGUAGUCCCCGCAAGCAGGCCAGCUCUG